Messenger RNA from Colletotrichum destructivum, 1703 nucleotides. RefSeq names its product Putative urease accessory protein UreD. Gene Ontology annotation, molecular function: nickel cation binding. The record is from RefSeq and is a predicted model, not a curated record. The coding region runs from base 581 to 1570 and encodes 329 amino acids. The transcript has a single exon. NCBI's taxonomy places the organism in Eukaryota, Fungi, Ascomycota, Sordariomycetes, Glomerellales, Glomerellaceae.
UUCCAAGACUAGCUAGCUGCCAGCCAGCGUUCCAUGUUGGCUGUAAUACAAAGAAGGAAGGUAUUGACUAGUGGUUCUUAAAUGCAUCGAUGUUCCCAACAGGGUUCUCAAUCAAAACAUACAGCAACAGCAACUAAGGCAGCACGGAUACAACGGCGGUCCGAUGUCACUCAAAGCCACCCGAGAGCUAAGGUACAGAUAUAGUAGGGGUUUAUCUGCUGUCCUCAUCGCAUAGGCCCAGGCCGGGGUGGGCUCGCCGGCGGCCACACAGUACGUACUCCUCAUCUAGACUGUUCUUGUUCACUAAUGGACUUUACUACGGAUACAAGCAAUCUCUUUGCCAGGAAUUGCUAUCUCGCAAACCAACAAACAGCAAGGCGGUUUGGCUAGACAGUUCCGAGUGCGUGUUCAUCCCAAUCCGCGUCUACUUUGUUCACAACAACGACGCAAUCUCCCAGGACACCUCUGAUUCUGUACAGUCAUCAAGAGAAGCCAUUCGCAGUCAAGAAUGGCUUGCCAUACACGGAUAUACCCCUGAGACACAUCGACCAACAUCCAAACAGCACCGCCAGGGCUAGCAAUGAACUCCCCGUUUCCAAAGUCUUCAUCUGUUGCCGGCGAGGGCGAGAUUGUGGCCCAGCUGCUGCCGAAUGGCCUCUCGGGUCUCAAGGCUAUGUCGUACCAGUAUCCUUUGAAACUCAUCUCACCCACCCCGGCAGCCGACCAGAAGAGCGUUCUAGUCUUCCUGUUAUCGUACGGGGGCGGGCUCGUCGGAGGCGAUAGCGUCAACCUGUCAAUCCGCGCUCUCUCGGGAUCGAAGCUCAGCGUUGUCACGCAGGGUCACACGAAGAUAUUUAAGUCCGCUUCUCCCGACAUAGUCACGCGCCAGACCCUCGAGGUCCACAUCGAAGACAAUGCCGGCAUUUGCCAGUUGCCCGAUCCGGUACAGCCCUUUGAUGGGAGCGUCUAUGAGCAGAUGCAAAUAUUCACAGCUGCCCCCAGCGCAUCUCUGUGUCUACUGGACUGGGUGACGCAGGGCAGAACGGCACGCGGCGAAGACUGGAGCUUCAUCAAGUGGACAGGCCGCAACGAAGUCUGGUCAUCAGGAGAAAGGCCGCAAGGCAAGAACCGUCUGCUUGUGCGAGACACGGUCACUCUAGACAGAAACAGCCAAGGCUUGGUCGGCAGGUCAUUGCGAGACUCCAUGCAUGGAAACGGGCUAUUUGGUACAUUGAUCCUUCGAGGGCCGCAGAUGCACGCCCUAGGCAACUUUUUCCUUGACGAGUUUGGUGUCUUGCCGCGGCUCGGCGCGAGGGAUUUCAGAUCAGCAGAGGCCAAGGCUACGGAGGAGAGCAACUCAACGGAGGAUGAGUUAUGGCGGGCGAAGCGCAUAGAGAUGGAGGCUAAGGACGGCAUCUUGUGGUCAGCGGCGAGAGUCAGGGGAUGCGUCAUUGUGAAAUUCGGAGCGAGCACUGUUGAAGCUGGGCGGUUAUGGAUUGGCAACAUGUUGAGUCGAGAGGGCAGCGUAGCAGCACUUUACGGGGAGCAGUCGUUGAUGUGUCUCAGAUGAGGAAUCAAGAAGCAUUCUGAAGAGAUGAUUGUAAUGCCUCACAAAUAUAUAUAGAUACACGCAAAACCUGGGUGGGAUGUAUCUUCAGUCAGAAGGGAGCAACACCGCGGGGGUGACUCAACCCCACUUUGCC